AUGGAUCAAUCAUCUAUUACUCAUGAUUUUAGUAUUUCAUUGAUAUUUGCAAUUGGUUUUGGUGUUGCAGGUUUCAUUUUAAUUAUAUUAUUAAUUUUCUUUUGUUGUCGUAAAAGAAAAAAUUCCAAUCAUGAUCGUCAAUCUAACUCUAGUUCAAUUGAAUCUUUCGAUCAAUUAUAUUUUAGUAAAAUACCAUUUAAUCAAAUAGAAAAUGUUGAUCAACGUGUUAUUGAACGUUGGUCAUCAACUGAUCAACCUUCAAUGACAUUCUAUCGUGUUUAUAUGCAAGAUAAUUCUGAUAAUUUCUAUCAACCUGUAACUGAAAAACGUCUACAAUCAUCUAUUGAACAAUCGAAAGCAAUGGAAUAUGUUGGUCUUGAAAUGAAUUUUUUUUAA
This is a messenger RNA of Rotaria sp. Silwood1, 396 nucleotides long. NCBI's taxonomy places the organism in Eukaryota, Metazoa, Rotifera, Eurotatoria, Philodinida, Philodinidae. The record is from the annotation of a GenBank genome assembly.